Molecule: messenger RNA, 1209 nt
Organism: Acyrthosiphon pisum (pea aphid)
Lineage: Eukaryota; Metazoa; Arthropoda; Insecta; Hemiptera; Aphididae
Product: zinc finger protein 431-like
Exons: 7
Coding region: 1-1209 (402 amino acids)
Biological process (GO): regulation of gene expression
Cellular component (GO): nucleus
Source: RefSeq, a predicted model, not a curated record
AUGGGAACUAUAUGUGAAGCUGAAGAAAAAGUAAAGACAACUGAUACAGAAAUUAAAGUUGAAAAAGAUUUCAUAGAGUGUUUUGUUUUUCAAGGAUCAGUUGAUAGUGAAAGCCAAGAAUCAGAAUUCAUUCCUCGUUCGAGUCCUCAUAAAAAAACUAAAAUUACAUCAAGAGCAAAAGUACACAAGAAAACACAAAGUCGAGAAAAACCACAUAAAUGUGAUUUUUGCGAACAAAGAUUUUCGUACCCAUCUCAUUUAAAAAGUCAUACUAUGAAACACACCGGAGAACGACCAUUUGAGUGUGAUACCUGUGGUAAACGGUAUGUUCGAAACUGCCAUUUAAAACGCCACAUGAAUACACAUACACGCAAAAGUACUUAUAAAUGCGACAUUUGUUCCAAAAAGUUUUGUUAUAAGAAUUCAAUGGUUAAUCAUAUGAAAAUGCACACUGGAGAUUGGACAUAUGAAUGUGCUAUCUGUGUUGCAAUUAUUUUCCGCGAAUUUGUUGCACAAGUAUUGGGUAAACAAAUUACGGAAGUUGAUGCUGAUGAUUUUAUCUGGUAUUCGCUUACACUUAGAAAAACGAUUGCUUGUAAUGGUACCAGAGAUACGGUAAAAUGUAUAAUGUAUAUUUUAACUGGAAAACAUGCUAAAACACAGGACGUUGGGGAUUUAGUCACAAAAUGGAUCACUAGAGUAUUACCGUUAACCAGAUUCUUGAAAAAAAAUUCACGUUAUCACCUAAUGAAUCAUUUCCAUAUAAUAUUCAAAGAAAUGGGUGGAAGACAAGAACAAGCAACUCUGUAUUUGAUCCUCACGAAGGAACAUUUUGUAAAGCAACCUGAUACAGUGCAAAUGGAGUUAAAAGAAACUAGCGAUUCAACUUCUGAUGAAUCGGAAGAAUGUGAAUCCCGUAGUGUAACAGAUACAGUUGUAAAGCAACCUGAUACAGUGCAAAUGGAGAUAAAAGAAACUAGCGAUUCAACUUCUGAUGAAUCAGAAGAAUUUGAAAUCUGUAGUGUAACAGAUACAGAAAUGUGUCCGUACCCACAGUAUCCGUGUACUGAAUGUAGUAAAUCAUUUAAAUAUUUUUCUUGGCUUCAAAAGCACCGUAAGACACACAACAACCUCAAAGUUGAAUGCACCAAUUUGCCACAAACAAUUAUCAUCCACAGAAUCUGUCAAACGCCACAUGUCUUUACAUGA